This is a messenger RNA of Sphenostylis stenocarpa, 1185 nucleotides long. The record is from the annotation of a GenBank genome assembly. Lineage: Eukaryota; Viridiplantae; Streptophyta; Magnoliopsida; Fabales; Fabaceae.
AUGGAGCUCUCUGUGCCCUUCAGAUUUCGAUCAGGGAAUCUCCUCUCACCCUUUACUCACGUACCCAUCAGCCACCCUUUCAAGCAUCAACUUCCCUUUUCAACCAAGGUCGUCAACAAGCCCAAGAUUUCUACACUAACGGUUAGAGCUCAGAGAAGGGCACCUAUUGAAGGGGUGAGCGAUGAGUUGAACGCUAUAGCUCGUCGUAACCUUGACUUUGCUUACACUCGCAGAAGGGUCCGCGCUGCUUUCACCGAGGUUCAGCAGCAGUUGGAUCAUUGCUUGUUCAAGAAUGCUCCAGCUGGGAUCAGAACUGAAGAAUGGUACGAAAGGAAUUCGAGGGGAUUAGAAACUUUCUGCAAAAGUUGGAUGCCAAAGCCAGAGAUUCCACUCAAGGCUUCUGUGUGUUUCUGUCAUGGAUAUGGUGAUACUUGUACCUUCUUCUUUGAAGGUAUAGCCAGGAGAAUUGCUGCAUCCGGGUAUGGUGUCUUUGCAAUGGACUAUCCAGGUUUUGGUCUUUCAGAAGGAUUGCAUGGUUUUAUACCAAACUUUGAUUAUCUGGUCGAUGAUGUUAUAGAGCAUUAUACAAAAAUUAAAGCCCGGCCUGAGCUGAGAGACUUGCCUCGAUUUAUAUUAGGACAGUCAAUGGGUGGAGCAGUUUCUCUUAAAGUUCAUUUGAGGGAGCCAAAUAAUUGGGAUGGAAUGAUACUUGUAGCUCCAAUGUGUAAAAUUGCAGAUGACGUGUUACCAUCAGAUGCAGUUAUGAAGGUGUUAACUCUUUUGUCUAAAGUGAUGCCAAAGGCAAAACUCUUCCCAAAAGAGGAUAUAGAUGAGCUGUUCUUCAGGGAACCAAGCAAAAGAAAAUUGGCUGUUUACAAUGUCAUUUGUUAUGAUGAUAAUCCACGGCUUAGAACUGGCAUGGAGCUUUUAAGAACCACAAAAGAAAUUGAGUCGCAAGUACACAGGGUCUCAGCGCCAUUAUUGAUUCUUCAUGGAGCAGAAGAUAAGGUGACUGAUCCAUUAGUGAGCAAGUUUCUGUAUGAGAAAGCAUCCAGCAAAGAUAAGACUUUAAAGCUCUAUGAAGGUGGUUACCACUGCAUUUUGGAAGGGGAACCUGAUGACAGAAUAUUUGCUGUACAUGAUGACAUAGUCUCGUGGCUUGAUUUUAGGUGUUCAACUAAAUGA